AGAGCAUUGACCACGCGAAAUACCAGUUUCCAUGGCAACGACACAGAGCUCCAAACGUAAACACAAAACAUUGAAAAUGUCUGAUGACAGUCGAUGUCAGAGUCUCGUGAUGCUCGGACGUGUGAUCGUCCGAUUAAAAAAAUGACGCCGAGACAAAAAAUACCGCACGCGGUACAGCGUUAUUUAUUUUUUGUUAAUAAACUUCAAGAUUUUUAAUUCACCGACAAAGUUACCAGCUCAAAGUUCACAGCUUUAUAACAUCGAAAAUACUCAACGCACUUGAUCGAUUUCAAUGUGCAUGAAUUCAAACUCAACCAAAUUCUCAAGUGUGCCAGAAAUUCACUGUUUUUUCUCGUAAAAAUGGACAAAAGUGCGAUUGACGAAGGGGCUGUCUCGUUGUCGAAUGGGUUGAGGAACAAAUUGCCACCUUGGCUCGUAGAAAUGUCCGAAAAUGUCCGGAAGUUGAAUCGACGAGAUGAAUACAGUUCGCUGCCCGUUCAGACGUUCAAUUUGAACGACAGUUUGUCAGAAAAUUCGUACAAUUCGUGUAGCGAAAUCAGUAAAAAAGAGGAGGGAAGCGAUAAUUCAUCAAUCUUCAAACUUGGUAAAUUGAAGGGCAUCGACGACGAUUUGGUAUCAAAAACAUUUGCCAAAAAUCCUCCAUCCUUGAACGAUGAACGAGCAAACGUUUCGAAUGAGUUCAGCCAUGAAAUACCAGAAAUGAAAACAGAAUUGCUCAUAAGGGGCUGUGGACUCGAAGACCCAGGAAAAGGAGAUCGUCGCCUCGGCCUCGGCCCAGUCGAGUACUAUCCUCAAUCGCGAAUAAAAUGGGACGAAAAUAAUACGAAAAGUAAGACAAAAACUCGCAGAAUGAAAUCGUCCGAAUGGCGACCCUUCAAAAUGAUCGAUUCCCGGGAUAUCUUGACCGACGAAUCACGCUUGGAAAGAGAACGAAGGGAAAGAAGAGCCUCCCUGUGGGAAAUGAAGUACGAUCAAAGCAACGAAAUAUCUGUCGAACCGAUUCGGAAUAAUUUCAAUGGAAAAACAUCAGAAAAACUCGAAGACGUUGUUCCCAUAGGUGUCGUCAGAAGAAAACUCGACUACUUGGCUGGAGUUGUACCUCGUGAAAAAAUUCCAGGAGUCGAUGACGAAUUGAGAGAAGGUUUAGGAAAUCUGAUCCUCGAGGGAUCACGGAUAAAUCCCAUGGAAAAAUCUCGUUCGAAUAAUAAUAGGAAUGGAAAAAGUGCCAACAAAACAUUGACCCCUAGUAAGCAGCUGUAUCACUACGAGCGCUAUCCGCCAAAAGAUAGUGGUCAUUACAAGGAAUUUAUUGUCCCUGAAUUGCCGAGGGGCAGACAAUUGACCCUUGAUAUUUUGAGCACUUGGGGCGACAAACAUUUCGUUGGAUUGAGUGGCAUUGAAAUUUUCUCUGCCACUGGCGAACCCACAAUUGUCAGUGAAAUACACGCAGAUUUCGAAAAAUCAAAAGAUAUUUCGGAGUACAUAAACGACGAGAGAAGAGUUGGAAACCUAAUUAACGGUGUGAAUCGUACGAGAGACGAUUUAAAUAUGUGGCUCGUUCCGUUCACCGAGGGAAAUCAUCAUUACGUUCACAUGACCUUUCGCGAUCUAGUCAACGUGGCUCUAAUUAGAAUAUGGAAUUACAAUAAAUCGAGGAUUCAUUCUUACCAAGGUGCCAAGCAUGUCUUGCUCAUACUCGACGACGUUUUGAUAUUUGACGGGGAGAUAGCUCGAGCCUCUGGUGAUAUAAUUGGCAGCAUCGAUACAUUUGGUGACACCAUACUGUUUACGACCGACGAACAGAUUCUCGAAUCGAUAUCCGAAAACGAUGAAUCUUUUUUGUCGACGGAUGAGAAAUUUGGAAGUUCGACGGAAAGAGAAAUCGAAAGACCCAUCACAGGAGCUACGGAUAUCAGUAACCGAUUUGCGGAUGACGACAAUCCUACCUCGGAUGAUAAGCUGAGCGAAACGAGCGCGAGUGAAAAAAAUACAAUGUCGAUUGCCUGUAAGGAGAUAAAACUCGUAUUUUUAUCGAACUGGGGAAAUAACGGCAUGAUCGGUCUCAAUGGCAUUGAAAUUAUCAACGACGAAUACGUUCCUGUGAGCUUGUCUCGAGCUCAUUUGGAGUGCAAUCAAAGCAAUGAUAAUAUAAUGCGACUCGUGGACGGAAACUACUUGACCACGGAUCAUAAUUACAUGUGGUCGAUCAAUUAUGGAAUGGAUAGAAAAGUUCAAUUGACAAUCAGCUUCAACGUCGAGACUUAUCUUACCGGGAUAAGAUUUUGGAACUACAAUAGUUCCAUGGAUCUGUCAUUUUGUGGGGUGAAGCAAGUGCUCGUUGAAUUGGAUGGCAAACCCCUGUUCGACAAGGAUUUCGGAGGCUUUACACUGAGGAGAGCUCCAGGCCACUGUCAAUACGAUUUUUCUCAGGAAAUUAGCUUCAUCAAUAGGCCCGCAGAGUAUUCUUCAGGUGCAGCUGUUUCGAGUCCUCGAGAAAAUAAAUUAUUUGCUGAAGAUGCAGAUUCAACGAACAUCGAUUACGAAGCUCCUGCAAUGCCUCAGGGUUUUGUAUAUCAAAUAAUAAUAUUCUCGACGUGGGGAGAUCCUUAUUACGUGGGUCUUAACGGUAUUGAAAUUUUCGAUUCGGAUGGGAAACAAAUUGAGUUGACGAAAGACAACAUAGCAGCUCAUCCUGAAAGUGUAAACGUGAUCGAAGGGAUAGAGAACGAUAUUCGUACACCAGAAAAACUUAUCGAUGGCAUAAACAAUUGCGACGACGGACAGCAUGCUUGGCUCGCCCCAAUUUUACCUGGAGAAACGAACCGAAUUUACUUGAUUUUUGAUACUCCUGUGAGGGUGUCGGCGAUAAAAUUAUGGAAUUACAUGAAAACGGGGCAGAGGAGAGUGAAAGAAUUUGGUAUUUUGGUGGACGAUCUUCUGGUGUACAACGGAAUUCUCGACGUGAAUUGUCCUCAUGGCAUCGUUUACUUCAACAACGAAAAUAACAAUACGCAUAAACAAGAAUGUGGAUCACAGUGCUCGAAUCAGGACAUUCGGUUAUUGAAUAUGGAACGGAGCGCAACAUCAGCCGGCGACUUUACUCCUGAUCCGUAUUUACGCCCCCACACUUCUCUGCCACGUCAAUCGAAUUAUCAUCGUUCUGCAUGAGACAUCAGGGCUCAUAGCUUUUAAUUUCUUAUCGGUUUAGCGUCUGUGUCGUAAAGAAUUUUUUAUUGUGUACAAUAAAAGUGGAAAAAUGAAGAAAAA
This is a messenger RNA of Venturia canescens, 3288 nucleotides long. Its product is annotated as katanin-interacting protein-like. The transcript has 16 exons. The record is from RefSeq and is a predicted model, not a curated record. NCBI's taxonomy places the organism in Eukaryota, Metazoa, Arthropoda, Insecta, Hymenoptera, Ichneumonidae. Bases 361 to 3189 code for a protein of 942 amino acids.